Messenger RNA from Mya arenaria, 693 nucleotides. Its product is annotated as putative DMBT1-like protein. The record is from RefSeq and is a predicted model, not a curated record. NCBI's taxonomy places the organism in Eukaryota, Metazoa, Mollusca, Bivalvia, Myida, Myidae. The transcript has 5 exons. Gene Ontology annotation, cellular component: membrane. Bases 1 to 693 code for a protein of 230 amino acids.
AUGUUAGCUAUCCAGGCAGGUUCACGUGCUAUCAGACUACGUAACGGUACAACGCAAUUACAGGGGCGUGUUGAAGUACUUCACAACGGAACAUGGGGUACCGUCUGUGGGAAUGGUAUAGACACAAACUUUGCCAAAGUCGUGUGUCGACAGCUCGAUUAUGCAACUGACAAUGUGACGUUACGUUCACAUGCCUAUUUCGGUGCAGGUAGUGGCGAGAUUUGGUUGGACGAUGUUACUUGUCAAGGAAACGAGACUGUGAUCCACUUGUGUAUGUUCAACCAAUGGGGUCAGCACAGCUGCGGACAUACAGAAGAUGUCGGAGUUAUAUGUAGUGCAAGUUCUAUAAGACUACAUAACGGUGCAACGCAAUUGGAGGGUCGUGUUGAAGUAUUCCACAAUGGAACAUGGGGUACGAUCUGUGGCUAUGCAAUAAACAUUAACUUUGCCAAAGUCGUGUGUCGACAGCUCGGAUAUGAUACUGAUAAUGUGGCGGUACUUUUGAAUGCCUAUUUCGGUGCAGGUAGUGGUCAGAUUUGGCUGGAGCAGGUUACUUGUCAAGGAAACGAGACUGUGAUCAAUUUGUGUAUGUUCAGACCAUGGGGACAGCAUUACUGUGGACAUUAUCAAGAUGUCGGAGUUAUUUGUAGUAAAUAUCACCUUUCACCUCUCCGUUCCGGUAGAAUUCAAUAG